Molecule: messenger RNA, 930 nt
Organism: Orycteropus afer afer
Lineage: Eukaryota; Metazoa; Chordata; Mammalia; Tubulidentata; Orycteropodidae
Product: olfactory receptor 1019-like
Biological process (GO): G protein-coupled receptor signaling pathway; sensory perception of smell
Cellular component (GO): membrane
Molecular function (GO): odorant binding; olfactory receptor activity; G protein-coupled receptor activity
Source: RefSeq, a predicted model, not a curated record
AUGGCUGCUGAAAACCACACUUUGUUUACUGACUUCAUAUUCUUAGGGUUUACUCGCAGAAAGGAUGUGCAGCAGGGGCUCUUUGUGCUCUUUCUCCUAGUUUAUGGGGUAACCGUGACUGCAAAUCUAGGGAUGAUCCGACUGAUCAAGAUGGACUCCAGACUCCACACGCCCAUGUAUUACUUCCUGAGCAAUCUGUCUUUCUGUGAUGUCUGCUACUCUUCCACUGUCUCUCCCAAGAUGUUGGCUGAUUUCUUCUCUGAAAAAAAGAGGAUUCCAUAUAAUUUAUGUGCUGUUCAGAUGUAUUUUUUUGGGACCUUUGGAUGCCUCAUGUUGGUCGCCAUGGCCUAUGACUGUUAUGUAGCUAUUUGCAAUCCACUUCUUUAUACAAUUGUCAUGUCUAGGAAGGUCUAUACCCAGCUAGUGGCUGGUGCUUACAUUGUAGGGUUGGUGUAUUCAGCGAUCCACACUUGUGGCAUUUUUCAACUGUCUUUUUGGACGUCCAAUGUUAUCAAUCACUUUUUCUGUGAUGCCCCACCCUUGUUAGGCCUUUCCUGCUCAGAUACAUCCAUCAAUGAGAUAGUGAUGUUCACUUUGAUUGGCUGUGUUGUGGGGUGCAGCAUAGUAACCAUUCUCCUCUCCUACAGCUUUAUCAUAACUACCAUCCUUAGAAUAAACUCAGCUGAGGGAAGACACAAAGCCUUUUCUACAUGUGCCUCCCACUUAACAGCUGUAGCUAUAUUCCAUGGUACUCUCCUGUUCAUGUAUUUCCGACCAAGCUCAAGUUACUCAAUGGACACUGACAAAAUGGCAUCUACUUUCUACACAGUUGUGAUCCCUAUGUUAAACCCACUGAUCUACAGCCUGAGAAAUAAGGAUGUGAAAGAUGCCCUGAAAAAAGCAAUCAGUACUAAAAUGGGUUCUGGGUGA